Lactuca virosa is the source of this 1521-nucleotide messenger RNA. Lineage: Eukaryota; Viridiplantae; Streptophyta; Magnoliopsida; Asterales; Asteraceae. The record is from the annotation of a GenBank genome assembly.
AUGGAGUGUAACAAAGAUGAGGCUAUCAGGGCCAAGGGGCUUGCAGAAAAGAAGAUGGUGAAUAAUGAUUUUGAAGGGGCACGAAACAUUGCAUUGAAGGCCAGAAACUUAUAUCCAGAACUAGAAAACAUUUCCCAGCUAAUUACAGUUUGUGAGAUGAAGCAACUAUCCGUAAACAAUACCGAAAAACUUGCACUUGUACUUCAUCCUGAUAAGAACAAAUUCCCUGGUGCUGAAGCUGCUUUUAAACUUAUUGGUGAAGCAAAUAUGAUACUUUCAGAUAAAGGAAAAAGGUCUCUAUAUGAUGUUAAAUGUAGACAACCCAUGAAAGCUCCUGCAACAAAGCCUCAAAGGCCUCAAAAUUAUGGUUCAUAUGCUAGAAAACAGUUUUCAGGUCAAACCAACUUCAAUGAUGUCCCGAGUUCUCACUUCAAUGGUGUGAAUCAUCAUCAACAACCACCACCAGUUUCAAGCCUUCGGCCAUCUUUCUGGACUUAUUGCCCUUUUUGCAACAUAAAAUACGAGUACUACAGAGAGUUUGUGAACAGACCUUUGAGGUGUCAGCAUUGCUCAAAGCUCUUCAUUGCCUAUGACAUAAGUGCAGCAGGGGGAGUUCCUGGAGCCCGUUUUGUGAAUGAGGAGAAUCAAAGUGCAAAUCUUGGAUCCAACAGAGCUCAACCACAACCACCCUUUUCUCACACGGAAGAGGUGAAGAGACGUGAAAAAGUCAAAGUCAAUAUACAAAAAGAUGGGCAGUCUAGUCAUUUUACACAUCAGACUUCAAAUACAAAAACUGAAGCUACUGGAGUUGGUGGUAGUUCUAAAACUGUACCGAAGGGCAUGAAAACAGAACCCUCUAAAGACACAAAGAAGAAGAGAGGAAGAAAGAUUGGAGCAGAAUCUGAAAAAUCUUCACGCCAAAAACCACAAGUUUCUUACAAUGAAGAUGCUGCAUUCGAUGAGUCGAGCCCUCAAAAAAGAUCACGGAAAUCAUCAGAUGAUGUUGAAGAUGUGAAAACCAAAAAGGAAAAGGAAAAAGUGUCUGGUAAUGCUGAUGUGGACAAGGAAGGUGAUGGAAGCAUGCCAAAUGGCAACCAUGUGAAUCUUGAUGAUGAUGAUGAUGAUGAUGAUGAUGAUGAUAGUAAGUCUGAUUCAGAACCAGAGUUUGUAAACUGCCCGGAUUUAGAAUUCAGUAAUUUUGACAAAGAUAAAGAAGAAGAUCGAUUUGCAGUUGACCAAAUCUGGGCAUGUUAUGAUUCUAUCGAUGGGAUGCCAAGAUUCUAUGCAAAAAUUAGGAAAGUUUUCAAAACCCAAUUUAAGUUGAAGAUCACAUGGUUAGAGGCUGACCCAGAUGAUGAAUCUGAAAUAAAAUGGGCAGAAGAAGGGUUACCCGUUGGAUGUGGGAAAUUUAUGGGUGGUGAAUCAGAGGAAACAAAAGAUCGUCUCAUGUUCUCUCAUCAGAUAGUUUAUAAAAAACGGUUUGAAGAGAAUUCUGUUGUUAUUUAUACCCCAAAAAGGUGA